AUGAUAACUGUUUCUGAACAAACGACUUCUUCUGAAAUCGUGCCUCUGAUAUCUGUUCCUCCUGUGGAAUGCCACGAUGAUAAUUCUACGACAUCUGAAAGGUCUUCUGCAGAAACACUUCAAAAUAAAGAUGUUUUCGGGCCUACUAACAAUAGUAAGAUAGAAAGGGGCAGUGAAAAAUGUGGCACUAAGCAAAAUCAGGACCUGCUUUCUAAAUGCGCUAUUAGUGACUUAACUUCUGCGCAUAAAACUCCGACCAAAGUCACACCUUUGCCAUCUUCUGCUAUUGCAGUAGAUCAAAACGAGAUAAUACCAUCUUCAUCUACUGCAAGUUUUGCUCAUCACAUGCUUAAUAAAGGAAUUCUGGUGCCAUCACCGUUUAAGAUGAAUCUGAUGAAGAUCUAA
This is a messenger RNA of Parnassius apollo (apollo), 405 nucleotides long. Lineage: Eukaryota; Metazoa; Arthropoda; Insecta; Lepidoptera; Papilionidae. The record is from the annotation of a GenBank genome assembly.